AUGUAUGAAGGAGAGUGGGUGUGGGAUGAUUCUUAUCCUCUCUAUGAUUCCUCAGCCUGUCCUCACAUUCGUUCUGAAUUUAACUGCUUGAAAUUUGGUCGUCCUGAUCAUCUUUACCUCAAAUACAGAUGGCAACCCACCCUCUGCAACUUGCCAAGAUUUGAUGGGAAAGAUUUCUUGACAAAACUUAAGGGGAAGAAGAUCAUGUUUGUAGGAGAUUCAGUCAGUCUCAACCAAUGCCAAUCACUUAUUUGUUUGCUUCAUUCUUCUGUGCCUGAAACUCCAAUAUUAAACCCGGGCUAUUUGAAUGGGUCUUACUACACAUUCCCGGAGUAUAAUGUUUCAGUGAUUGUUUUUCAUUCUACACAUUUGGUUGACAUUGAAGUGGAAAAAAUUGGUCGAGUCCUGAAGCUUGAUUCCCUAAAGAGUGGAAGCAUAUGGAAAGACAUGGACAUUUUGGUUUUCAACACUUGGCUUUGGUGGUACCGCAGAGGACCUAAGCAACCAUGGGAUUAUGUUCAAAUAGGUGACAAGAUAAUGAAAGACAUGGAUCGCAUGGAAGCUUUUAAAAUUGGUUUGACAACAUGGGCUAAUUGGGUCGAUGCAGAGGUAGAUACAAACAAGACCAAAGUUCUUUUCCAAGGAAUUUCUCCCUCCCAUUAUGAGUAA
This is a messenger RNA of Sphenostylis stenocarpa, 669 nucleotides long. The record is from the annotation of a GenBank genome assembly. Lineage: Eukaryota; Viridiplantae; Streptophyta; Magnoliopsida; Fabales; Fabaceae.